Salvia hispanica is the source of this 3903-nucleotide messenger RNA. The record is from RefSeq and is a predicted model, not a curated record. Lineage: Eukaryota; Viridiplantae; Streptophyta; Magnoliopsida; Lamiales; Lamiaceae.
UUAAAAAUAUUAAACUAAAAAAUUGGUUUCUUGGUUUCAUACAGUGAGGACUAGGUCACAACUACUACUAUGAUCAAAGAUAACUCUCAUAUUACACCAUCGAACACCCUAAAAACAACUCACAAUUAACAUUGCAACAAGAAGAAAGAAAAAAAAAAAAAAAAGCAAUGGCUUAUGCUGCUGCGACUUCUCUCAAGCAAACUAUACAAGGACUCCUAUGUUCUUCCAACAUUUCCAUUGAUUCUUCGAGUCGAGAAAUCCUAGAUAUUGCACACAACCACCUCACAUCCUUACAAGAAACCCUCAAAAAAUCGGACGAACGCCUCCGCAGCAACGGAUUGAGAGAGUUGGAAGAAAAAAUCAGAGAUGCGAUACACAACUUAGAAGAUUCCCUCGAAUCACAGUUUCUAUCAGAUCUCGAAGAAGAAGAAGAGGCUACCAUUUCUUCGCUAGACCUGAAGGAAGUAUCGCACGAGUUCAACUCCUUCGCGGAAGCAGCGAAGAAGAUGAAGGAAGACUACAAUCGUCAUCUCGACAAUCCAUCUUGUGAUGAAAAUGAUGAUUAUGCAUCACGACAGACGAUAGGUUGUAACGUAAAGAUGGUUGGAUUAUCCGAUGUCUACAAUGAUCUGAAAUAUCACGUGAUGAGAGUGAUAAGGCCAGACGACUUCGGUUUCUUCUCCUUCUUCGGCAAACCAGGCACCGGGCGAUCCCUUCUUGCCCGGGGCGUCUAUGAUGACAUACAAGGCUCAUUCGACUGCAGCGCCUGGGUGAGGAUAGGCUCAACAUAUGACCUCACACAACUCCUCUUAAACAUCAUUUCUCAAAUAAAUCCUGACGAAUUCAUCACCUCCCAAGGAGAGGAGAAAUUGGGGGAAUAUGUGUACACUAGUUUGGAAGGAAGGAGAUACAUGGUUGCGUUGGACGACGUUCGCGACACGGACGUUCUGAUCAAGCUGAGAAGAUCGUUGCCGGAGCAGAACAACGGAAGCGUGGUGUUGCUGACGACGGGAUUUAUUGAAGUAGCGGAAUUCGACGAGAGAUUUGUGCCCCUUAAACCGCCGACGAUAGAUGAAGACUUCUUCUGGCCUUACAUACUGACUAUUUUUUUCGAGGGGGGUAUUGCGCCGCCGGGAUUUGAGGAAAUAGGGAGGAAAAUUGCCAGAAACUGUGGAGGUUGUGUGCUAGUGGCGGCCAGAAUUAUUCUGAUUUUGAGGAAAUUGGAGAGAGAGACGGAGAUCUGGAGCGCGCUAGCUGAGGCUCAACAUGAUCGCGUUUAUAUGAUGGAUGACGAAUUAUCAGAGGCAAAUGAUGUACAAAAAUAUCUAGGAGAUGAUGAUCAAGUAUGGUCGGAAAAUAUGUUUGACAUAUCUAUAUUGAUAGAGAAAACUAGGGAUGUUCUAUUUCCAGACAGGUUAUUUCCAAAAAUGGGAAUUAUGACAAUAUAUGGAAUGGCCGGAGUUGGUAAGACUACUCUCAUCAGAAAUAUUUUUUCAGACCUCUCAAUCAUGCAUCGUUUCGAUCAUUGUGUGUGGAUGAAUGUGGGCUCAAAUUAUAAAUCAGAAGAAAUCUUGGCGGAUACUCUAGCUCAAUUCUAUCCUUGUAUUGAUAAACAAAAUAUAAAGGAUGAUGCAACAUUAACUAUGGAUUUGUGCACGCAGUUACUCCAUAAGAAAUGCCUCAUUGUGCUAGAUGAUUUAUGGAGCCAGGCCCCGGUGCAUAUCUUGAAAAACUUUUUACCUAGCAUCAAGGGUGAACUUGUUGUUACGACUAGACUAUUCAAGGUUGGCCUUUUUGGAGCAUGUGAUAGGACGAUGAAGUUGUGUUUCCUAAAUAAAGACGAAAGUUGGUAUCUUCUUCGCGAUAGGGUGUUUGGCGAUGAGAUUUUCCCUAUGCAACUUGAACCUGUCGGAAGGAAGAUUGCUGAGAGUUGUGAGGGUCUUCCUCUCCUGAUUCUCUCAGUCUCGGAUAAGCUAUCCGAACUUGAGAAAACCUUGGAGAUGUGGAGCAUGGUAGCAUCUGGAAAAGUAUCGGUUAUUAAGAAUGCAGAAAUUAAAGUAUUGGACUCAUUGCUUCCAAGUUAUGAGGCUUUACCUCAACACUUGAAAGCAUGCUUUCUCUAUAUGGGGGGUUUCCCUAAAAAGCUUGACAUUCCUACCUCUAAGCUCAUCAAUUUAUGGUUUGCUGAGGGUUUUCUUGAACCAAAUUCAUCUCAAACUUUUGAGGAUUUUGCUGCAAGAUGCUUCAAGGAGCUUGUUGAUUCUACUACUGUUAUGGCCAAGAAGGGAUCUGAUUUGGAACACAACAAGACUUGUAAUCUCCAUUCUGUUUUUUGGCAUCUAUCACGCAGGGAAGCCAUCAACAGCAAAAUUUUCUACAUCUUGAAUUGUGAUGAUUAUUCAAUAAAAGAUAGUAUGAAAAGCCAAUGUAGAUUAUGUAUUCCGAAUAGCAUUUUAUUGGGAAUCGAAGAUGAUGCAAUGUCGGCCUUCUCAACUAUGCGUACUUUGCUAUGUACUGGUCCACUACAUCGAUAUCCAGUUCCGUUGUGUUUGAAGUCAAGAAAUUUGAAGGUUUUGGAAGCUCUUGCAAUCCGUUUCUACGAGUUUCCAAUUGAUAUAGUGGCAUUAGUUCAACUAAGGUACCUUGCUCUCACUUGUGACGGAAACCUCCCACCUUCCAUAUCCAAACUUUGGAAUCUACAGUACUUGAGAGUGAGACAAUACUUGAGUAUCAAAUCCCCGAGCAAUUCUUCGUAUUUGCCUAAUGAAAUAUGGAAUAUGAAAGAGUUGAAACAUCUUCAUGUCUCAGGCCAAAAGCUACCCAAUCUAGAUUGUGAGGAGACCUUUUUACCAAACUUGUGUUCACUCUUGGGUGUGAGUGUGCAUAGUUGUACAACGAGGGUUUUCAAAAGAAUGCCUAAUCUUAAAAAGCUUGGUAUUCAAGUUGAAUUGGCACCGGAUGACAAUAGUGAUUCCUUAAAUUACAUGGAUCAUAUAUAUCAUCUUAGUACACUGGAAUCACUUAAAUGUGUCGUUGUGAAUCCAGAUCUCGGGUUAGAAGAUGUUGCCCCACCUAUUCCUAGUUCUACGCUCCCAUCAAGUCUUAAAAAGUUGAGUUUGAGUGGUCUAGGAUAUCCUUGGGAGUACAUGAAGGUAAUCGGUAAAUUACCAAAUCUUGAAGUGCUCAAACUGAGAUGCUAUGCUUUUAUAGGACCAAUUUGGGAGAUAGAUUGGCAAGAUUUCCCCCAACUUAAAUUUCUUUUAAUUGAAGAUGCUGACUUGGUGCGUUGGGAUAUGAAAAUGCCUUGUAUCCCGAAAUUGCACUUCUUAAGCUUCAUACACUGCUACAACUUAGAAGAACUCCCUUCUUAUUUGUCUACUUCUGUUCAAAAGAUAAAAGUAGAUGAAUGUCACCCUUUAACUGGGGAUUGGGCAAGGAAGAUGAAAGACAAGAAUUGGAUGAUGGAGGUACAAACUCUUGAACAUGAUAUCCGGUCUUCAUGGAAUUAGUUGAAGUUUAAUCCAAGUGAGGACUCUUUGCACAUAAGUUAAAGGAUGCUUUUUUUAGGGAAUGAAGAUGAAUGGCCGAAAAUCUUGUGAAGAGUUGGAGCUUGAAAAGCACGCGUUAAAAGAGGAAGAAUUGAGCACAAUAUUGAACAUUUGAGAGGGAAGGAGCUAAAAAGGUAGUCUACAUUGCCUAGUUUGAUAACUCGGCCAAUUUGAGCGCGUCGUCAAAAGUACAUUGAAGUUGUCUCGUCAAAAAUACUGUGGCUGAUUCUUGUGUGUUUAGUUUCGAAAACCCUUGUUUGUUUAGCUUUUAAGUUUCAAUUGGUUACAUGGUAAUCUCCAAAGAAUCAUUGAUUGCUUACGCUUUCUCCACGUAUUGUUAUUCAAUUCUAUACAU